AUGCCCGCAAGCAAAGAAAGCACCUGCUCCUCCAGCCGGUCCUCGAGGAAGGACCCCGGGCUGCCGAUCCCCUGGCUGCUCUCCGGGCCCCUUUCCUGCGCUUCCCGGGACCUGGGGGCUCCGAGGCAUCCCGGGGCUCGCAGGCAGGGUCAGCUCCAGCGCUUCCCAGCCGUGGUGGGGCGCGUCCCCAGGUGCCCGACACCUCGCUCGGGGUCAGCGUUCUUUGCCUCCUCGUGCCGGCCAGAGUGUCCGGGGCCGCGUCUGCCACCCCCAGGCCUGCGAGGGCAAAAGCCAGAGGAGACCGCGGCGCACCCCAUCUCUUCCCGGCUUCCAUCCUGGGGCCCCCAACGCCCAGCGGCGUCGGGCCUCGGCGCGGCCGGCUCUCUGCGGUCUCCUGCGCGCCCCCUCUCUUCGGCCCGGAUCUCCGAGGCCGCGGUCCCCGCCCCGGCCAGCUCCGAGGGCGCUUCGCCCGUCCGCCCUCCAGGGCUGAAGCCUGAGCUCUCAGCGCUCCCCGGCGGCUCGCGCGGGAGGGGGCGCGGCCGCCCCCGCGGCUCCACCCUCUCCGCGGGGCCGCGGCCAUCUGGGGCCCCUGCCAUUCGUGUCCGCUCUGGGGCCCGCGCCGAGCUCGCGCGGGAGGAGGCAGCCCCUGGCAGGGGCCCGGGCCUCCCCACCGGGCGACCCCCUUUGCCAGCGCGGCCCCCCGCGAGCUGGCAGGAGGAAAUAGCGCGCGGCCCCUUUAAAUUUACCCAGGAGCCCUUAAAGGAGCCCCAGGGGCCCCAGACAGGAAUCCCCACCCCGGUCCAGCCCGCGCCGCCGAGCGAGCAGCCAGCCGUCCGUGCUGCCGGCCGCCCUGUGCAUGCGCCCCGCUGGGGCCGACGGCUGCCGCCCGCCGGAUCGAGCGGCAGCGCGGAACCCGAGGAGGACGACGGCGGGCAAGAUCUUCAGCUGGAAGGGGGUGCCUUAGGGUCCUGGGGGAGUGCCCCACUGCCCUCCUCCAGGGCCAGGGGACCAGCAUCUUCAGGCAGGAAAUACUCAGACCACUGUGAGGCCCGGGCCUCGAGGCCUGGCAAAAGCCGCAUUCCUGGCCGUGACCAUCGUCGUUACUACCAUGACCACUGGCGGCUGGAGUACCUGAUGGACUUCAACCCUGCUCGGCACGGCAUGGUCUGCAUGGUGUGCGGCAGCUCCCUGGCCACUCUCAAGCUCAGCACCAUCAAGCGACACAUCCGCCAAAAGCACCCUUACUCCCUGCACUGGAGUCCCCGGGAGAAAGAAGUCAUCAGCAACAGCUGGGAUGCCCAUUUGGGGCUGGGGGCCUGCGGAGAGGCCGAGGGGCUGGGGGCCCAGGGGCCUGAGGAGGAGGAGGAGGACGACGAUGAAGAGGAGGAAGAAGGGGCUGGCCUCCAGACUAGCCUGCCCAAGGGCCCAGGCAAAGCCCCAGCUGGCGGGGGCGGCCGGCGCCAGAGGCGAGGGGGCCCAGGGGCACCCGGGGCUCCGCGUCGGUGCCUCUCUGCCUCCCGGAGGGCUGGGGGCAGCAGGGGGCUGGGUGCCCGGCGGCUGGAGCGGAGGCUGAAGGAGUCCCUGCAGAACUGGUUCCGGGCAGAGUGUCUCAUGGACUAUGACCCGCGGGGGAACCGGCUGGUGUGCAUGGCCUGUGGCCGGGCACUGCCCAGCUUGCAGCUGGACGACAUCCGUGCCCACGUGCUGGAGGUGCACCCUAGCUGCCUGGGGCUCCGCGGCCCCCAGCGUAGGGCCCCCCAGCCUAGUGCCCUGCUGCAGGCCUGGGGUGGCCAGCCGGAGGCGCUGUCUGAGCUCACCCAGUCCCCACCAGACGAUGACCUCGUCCCCCAGGACCUGACCAGCAAGAGCCGGGACCCGGCCCCCGCUGCUGGAGCCCCUUCCUCUCAGGACCUCAGCCCCCCAGACGGAAAGGAAGAGGCUGGCUGGGUCCCUGAGAGGGUGCCCGGGCCGGCAGGGGAGGAGGAGCCGGAGGAGGGCGAGAGGGUGGGGGUCCCCGGCCGGCCUGCGCGGGGCCGCGACCCCCGCCGCCACUGCCCGGAGCGCUGGCGGCUGGAGUACCUCCUGGAACUGGACGGCGGCCGGCGCGGCCUGGUGUGCCUGGCGUGCGGGGGCGCGCUGGCUUCGCUCAAGAUGAGCACCAUCAAGCGGCACAUCCGCCGGCGCCACCCGGGCUCCGCGCGCCUCGGCGGGCCAGUCGGGGCCCUCAUCGCCCAGGAGUGGAGCGAGAAGGCCGCCCACCUGCUGGCCCUGGGGCUGCCCUGCCCCGAAUCGCCCGGGGACCCCGCCGCCCCCAGCACAGCCGCAGCCUCGGAGGAGGGGGGAGGGGCAGAGGAGGAGCAGCCAGAGGAGGAGGAGUGGUGGGGCGACGUCCCGCUCUCCCCUGGGGAACCGUCGGAGCGGCAGGCGGAGGAAGAGGAGGACGACGAGGACGGCCCGGAUCCCGGGGCGCUCGCCUUCCCUCCGCCGCCGCCGCCGCCCCCACCUCCCCCGCCCCGCAGCCGAGAGCAGCGGCGGAACUACCAGCCGCGCUGGCGGGGCGAGUACCUGAUGGACUACGACGGCAGCCGGCGCGGCCUGGUCUGCAUGGUGUGCGGGGGCGCGCUGGCCACGCUCAAGGUCAGCACCAUCAAGCGGCACAUCCUGCAGGUGCACCCCUUCUCCAUGGACUUCACGCCCGAGGAGCGUCAGACCAUCCUGGAGGCCUACGAGGAGGCGGCGCUGCGCUGCUACGGUCACGAGGGCUUCGGGCCGCCCGCCCCGGCGGCGCCGCGCGAUGGCGGCGCGGACCUCAAGGCGGGCGCCGUGUGUCGGGCGUAG
Messenger RNA from Odocoileus virginianus texanus, 2838 nucleotides. NCBI's taxonomy places the organism in Eukaryota, Metazoa, Chordata, Mammalia, Artiodactyla, Cervidae. The record is from RefSeq and is a predicted model, not a curated record.